AUGUCCGGUGAAUGUUUUUGUCUUCAGUGCUGUGGAUGGGAUUCCAGUGAGAGCACGGGAAUGUCGGAUCAAACGGAAACGGGUCUUGAUAUUGGACCCGAGGAAGUGAGAUUGUAUCCUGUACAGAUGAUCAAUACCUUUCAUGAGACUGAUCAAGGGGAGAUGAAUCUAGGGUAUGAGAGAGUGUUUGUACAGCGACCUAUAGGCGGAACCUUUAUUGAACCCCUUGAUGAGACACCACCACCACCCAACCCAGCUUCCGACAGGGACAGUGACUUCAGGUUCCAUGAUGAGGAGGAAAGGUUGCAAACAUUUUCAGGGUGUUGGUCCGACGUCUACCCUGUGGACCCUAUCAGUUUGGCUAAAAAUGGUUUUAUCUUCAUUGGACCUGGCGACCUUGUCAAGUGUGUUUUCUGUUUGAAUACGUUGAAGGGAUGGGAAACGGGUGAUGUGGUAGAAGAAGAACAUCGACGCCAUUAUCCAGACUGUCCUUUUAUGCGACCCAGAAUUCAAGUUGAACUUGUUACACGGCACAAUAAAUAUUUGGAAGAGCAGAUACAAGUUCUGGAACCUGUCAUGAAUGUUAUGAAUCUAGCAAUUGAUUAUUAA
Messenger RNA from Physella acuta, 609 nucleotides. RefSeq names its product E3 ubiquitin-protein ligase XIAP-like. The record is from RefSeq and is a predicted model, not a curated record. Lineage: Eukaryota; Metazoa; Mollusca; Gastropoda; Physidae. Gene Ontology annotation, biological process: negative regulation of apoptotic process; positive regulation of protein ubiquitination; regulation of cell cycle. Gene Ontology annotation, cellular component: cytoplasm; nucleus. Gene Ontology annotation, molecular function: ubiquitin protein ligase activity; cysteine-type endopeptidase inhibitor activity involved in apoptotic process.